Messenger RNA from Paramecium sonneborni, 471 nucleotides. NCBI's taxonomy places the organism in Eukaryota, Ciliophora, Oligohymenophorea, Peniculida, Parameciidae. The record is from the annotation of a GenBank genome assembly.
AUGGCUUCUAAAUUUAGAACUGCAGGUACUUCUGUUAUUUUUAUAAAUUUCGUAAGACAUCUGCUAAACUCAUUAUAACUGCUAUCUUUGGAAUAGAAGAGCAUGGUAACAAUAAAAAAGAAUAUUUAAUGGUUAAAAAUCUUGUUAUUACUUAUGUAGAUAUAAAAAGAGUUGAACGUGUUGAUAAUCUAACUAAAUAAAGUCUUCAAAGAUCUGUAUCUUUAACUAUAGAAAUUUCAACUAAAAAAUAAGAAAAACUGCAUAACAUUUUAGAGAAUAAUAAGAAUGAUAGCUUAAGGAGAAGUAGAUUAAUUGAGAAUUUAAAUUCUUGAGCAUGCUCAAUAAAAAUUACUAUAAAUGAAAAAUAAAUCAUAAGAAGUUACCUAAUAUGGAUCUGCAAUUUUUGAUGCUGAAACAAUUGGCAAAGAUUAAUAAAUGAAAAUACAAAAGAAUUUAAAUUAGCUUAAUUGA